AUGUCAGAGGAACUGGCGAUCGGUUUCGUGGACCUGGAUGUCGGUAUUGUGUCAGUUGUGGGCAAUCGACGCAAACAACUCUUGAGACGACUGUCCGGUGGGUUCGAGUUCGGGACUAUCAGUGCACUGAUGGGGUCGAGUGGGUCUGGGAAGACCACCUUGCUCAAAUGCCUCAAUGGCAGUACACGCUAUACAUUGGGACCCAAGACACAGAUAUACGUGAAUUCGUGUCAUAAGAUUAGGUCGUGUUUCAUAUAUCAGGACCAAAAUGAACGGCUCCUGAAGGGACUGACAGUACGACAGGCGCUGACCUACGCGUGUAGACUGAAGAACUCGGAUGUGAAGAGUGGUUGUCCCGUAAGCCAUAGGAGUCGUGUCCGGGAACUGAUGGAUGAGCUGUUGAUUGGGGACAUCGGGUCGACUCGUGUGGAUGAGUGCAGUGGAGGGGAACUGAAGCGUCUGGUGAUAGCAAUGGAGUUGACGUCCGUUUUGUUGCCAAACGUGAUGUUCAUCGACGAGCCGACCACUGGUCUCGACUCCAACGCUGCGGAUGUCGUUAUUUCAUGUCUCAAGACAUUGAGUCGUAAGCAUAACAUAGCAAUCAUAACAUCCAUACAUCAGCCAAAUAAUGAGGUGUUUAUGCACUUCGAUAACGUGUAUGUGUUGGCCAGACAUGGGGUCAACAUAUACUGGGGUCGACCCCAACACCUCUCAGACCACUUACGCGAGUGUGGCAUCACAUGUGGCACUGGACCUGAUAAUGAGAUCCAGUUUCCGAUUGAAGUUUUACUCAAAUACUCAUCAAAACCUAUAAAUGAUUCACACGUUAAGAGAUUAUCGGAUAAAAGCCGAGAAUUGAGAGACAAUUUGUUGAAUAAGUGCACCGGAGAUGACAUGCAUUUGACACAAGGGUUUCAGAGGAAUGGCAGCAAAAGAUUCAAUUUUAAAGACUUUUGGUAUCUAUUGCUGCGGACAUCGCUCUACACAUUCCUGUGUCAGUGGAAGGGCUUGUUUUCGCAAAUCUUGUUUUACAUCCUAUUCCUGUUGUGCCUAACGUUUGCCUACAAUAGAAAUAUCGGCAAAAUUGACGGCUGUUUUAAUGCGGGCUCAUACAUGUAUAUGGACUACACGUGCGAUGAGAUCGUCGAGGAGAUGGGAAUACUGGAGCAAAACCUGUACCACCAGUACAUCGCAUCGGUAUCCGUAUAUACCAUACAUACGGCUAUUUCGACAUCAAAUUUCUUGCAUGAGAUGAAGAUAUUCACGACUGAACACCAAAAUAGAUGGUACGGCACCGGGUCGUACUACUGGGCCAAAGCUAUUGUCGAGCAGAUUCUGUCCGUAAUAUACGCCUACAUAUACACCAUAAUU
Messenger RNA from Oppiella nova, 1371 nucleotides. The record is from the annotation of a GenBank genome assembly. Lineage: Eukaryota; Metazoa; Arthropoda; Arachnida; Sarcoptiformes; Oppiidae.